This is a messenger RNA of Tarenaya hassleriana, 1189 nucleotides long. RefSeq names its product O-methyltransferase MdmC-like. Bases 108 to 938 code for a protein of 276 amino acids. The transcript is spliced from 9 exons. The record is from RefSeq and is a predicted model, not a curated record. Gene Ontology annotation, molecular function: S-adenosylmethionine-dependent methyltransferase activity; O-methyltransferase activity. Lineage: Eukaryota; Viridiplantae; Streptophyta; Magnoliopsida; Brassicales; Cleomaceae.
ACCUACCUGAGCCCGACCCGAUCGGAUACGACCCGGCCCGGCCCAUACCCAACAGAUGAUGGCUUGUUGCUGACGACUGCUCUGCUUCCCUCCCUCUGCUGUUUCCGAUGGCGUCCGGUUUCGCGUUGGGUCGCUGCUCGAUUUCGACGUGUAGGACGGCCGAUGCUUUCCUGAGUAGGUCCCGAGUUCUCGGCGCCAGGGAUUUGAGAUUCCGUCGCCGAAUCACCGGAAAAUGCUCGCCGGCGACAGGUUUUGUCGUCGCAGAUGAUGAGAAGUACGGGAACAAGCAGGUUAUCAGCCUCACUCCUCGCCUUUACGACUAUGUCCUCUCCAACGUCCGCGAGCCUGAGAUUAUGAGGCAACUACGCGAAGAAACAGCUGAAAUGAGAGGUAGUCAAAUGCAGGUAUCUCCUGAUCAAGCGCAAUUGCUUGCAAUGCUUGUACAGAUUCUUGGAGCAAAAAGGUGUAUCGAAGUUGGAGUUUACACGGGAUAUUCGUCACUGGCUGUUGCUUUGGUUCUACCUGAAUCAGGUUAUCUAGUUGCCUGUGAAAGAGACGCUAAGUCUCUUGAGGUCGCUACGAGGUAUUAUGAACUUGCAGGAGUCUCUCACAAGAUUAGGGUGAAACAUGGUCUUGCAGCAGAUUCUUUAAAAUCUAUGAUUCAGAACGGCGAAAGUAGCAGCUAUGAUUUUGCAUUUGUGGAUGCUGAGAAGAGGAUGUACCAGGAGUAUUUUGAAUUGCUUCUUGAACUCGUCAAGGUCGGAGGAGUGAUUGUGAUAGACAAUGUUCUAUGGCAUGGACGCGUUGCUGACCCGAUGGUGAAUGAUGCUAAGACAAUCAGCAUUAGGGAAUUCAACAGAAGGUUAAUGGACGAUGAACGCGUAAGCAUUAGUAUGGUACCAAUAGGUGAUGGCAUGACUAUAUGCCGCAAGAGAUGACCCUGAGGCUCAGAGAGAAGCCUUGACAGUAUCAUUGAUGUUGAAAUCUGUCUCAAGUUGACUUCCCCUUUGUGUUCAGAAGCAUUUUGAAGGUAACAUAUGAAAUUUUGUCUUGCCGGUUAACUCAUGCAAUUGUAUUGUUACUUUGUUAUUCACAUCAUGUGAAUUACGAUUUUUUUUUAUUUAUGUAAUGGGCGUAAAAUAGUGAUAUUGCAUAUGGAAUAACACCAUAAAAACGGACUGGAGUAUAA